CUGUGAGGGAGGUGUCCGCAGCAGCUCACGGGGCCCACGGUGUGGCCGGUGCUGAGGUGAAUGUAGAGAUAGGCGUUUUUUGAGGAAGAUGAUCGGGAGGAGGAGGAGGGCGGGGGAGGAGAAGCGAGAGGAGAGAGGAUGGAGAGAGAGUGGGACCCGGAUGCUGAUGCGAGUGAGACGAAGGAAGGAAGAGGAGAGAGAAAAUAUCGAUUUACGGCAAGAAAACCGAAGGGAGUAUCAUACAGGGGGCCUUUACCCUGCACUAUUAUCAGAAGUGAGGAGAGGAACAAGGCAGUCGAUAAUAGUGCGGGUUGAUCUGCGGAUAUCUGUGUUUUUUUACCUGUGUAUCCGCCGGUGAGGGAGGAGGGCACGCCAAAGGAGAGAGGAGAAGAUGCUGUGAUCCGCUACUUGCAGGGAUGUAGAGAGGGAGAGACGGGGAGAGAUAGGGAGGGGGAGGACUACGCUACGCUAAAGAUGGUUGUUUCGCGAGGAAAUAUUGUGAGAGUGCGGCGGCCGUCUGAUAAAUCUUACCGUUUGGCGAUGCCUAGAAACUUCAGGAGGUGUCGGUUUUUUUGACAGGCGGCGCGAGCGAGACGGCCGUUGGUCAAGGCGUUGAAGCUAAGCUAGCCUCGCUGCUGUGUGGGAGAGUGGCUGCGAGGCUAAAAUAGCAUGUUGUUGCACCUGUAAAACAGGCCUGACUGAGAGAAUUAAAUUGAUUUAAUUUUCAGUGCUAACAUCCACUUGACGUAUUUGACGUUUUGUUGGUGGACUCAACCAGCAAAUGACAUAAAUAUUUGAAGCAGACGUGAAAAAACUUGAUUGUUCUAAGGCUAUAUAACGUUAACGUUACUCUGCGAUGAUUUUCUUAUUAACCGUCAUAUAUAGUUAACGUCAUACAUGUAACACGGUGCAAGUUAUACAAAUAAGCUAAUGUACAGAAGUAAACCUCAUUAGUUUGCCUACCUUGCCAUGUUUAUCUUUAGGGUAGUGGUCAGUAUUUAGCGCAUAAAACAGCCUAGUAACUUAUUGUCAUCUCAGUUUCUCUGCUUUAAUCUACCACUAGCAAGCUGUUUUGUUAAAUAUCAAUGUUAUACAUGUUUACCUUGCUUCUGUACAAAAAGGCAAAAGUAUUUAGCUGUUUAUUAACCAGGUUUAGAUGAAGAAUGCUCAUUUAUCAUCCAGAUGUUGUAAAUCAGCACCAGUUUGACUUGUGCAUUUUUUACACGUUCACCCAGUAACUUCAGAGUAGCAGUGUUAUCACUGAAAUAAAAGGUAGUCCUUCUAAGUUAAGCACCAUCUUGUAUCCCACAGUAACGUCUGUAUAAGCUGUAUAAUAUCACAGUAAUUGCAAUAACCACAGUGCAGUAGUAGUAGUAGUAGUAGUAGUAGUAGUAGUAGUAUAAUAGCCUCCAGUAAGAGCAGUAUGAGUAAGGAACUGUCUCUAAGUCAGUCAGCUCAAUAUGUUGGGCCCUACCGACUGGAAAAAACACUGGGGAAGGGGCAGACGGGACUGGUCAAGCUCGGGGUCCAUUGUAUUACGAGCCAGAAGGUAGCCAUCAAAAUAGUCAACAGAGAGAAGCUGUCUGAGUCAGUCCUGAUGAAGGUUGAGAGGGAGAUUGCCAUUCUGAAACUGAUUGAACAUCCGCAUGUGUUGAAGCUGCAUGAUGUUUACGAGAAUAACAAAUAUCUGUACCUGGUGUUGGAGCAUGUGUCAGGAGGAGAGUUGUUUGACUACCUGGUGAAGAAGGGCCGGCUGACUCCGAAAGAGGCCAGGAAGUUCUUCAGGCAGAUCAUCUCUGCUUUGGAUUUCUGCCACAGUCAUUCCAUCUGUCACAGAGAUCUGAAGCCUGAGAACUUGCUCCUCGAUGAAAAGAACAACAUCCGUAUCGCUGACUUUGGCAUGGCCUCCCUACAGGUGGGAGACAGUCUGUUAGAGACCAGCUGUGGAUCACCACAUUAUGCUUGCCCUGAAGUUAUACGGGGGGAGAAAUAUGAUGGGCGGAGAGCAGAUGUGUGGAGCUGUGGGGUCAUCCUUUUUGCUCUACUGGUGGGUGCCCUGCCUUUUGAUCAUGACAAUUUACGCCAGCUCCUGGAGAAGGUGAAGAGCGGGGUGUUCCACAUGCCCCACUUCAUCCCCCCGGACUGCCAGUCCCUGCUCAAGGGCAUGAUUGAGGUCAACCCUGAAAAGAGGCUCACGCUAGAGGCCAUCCAGAAACAUGCCUGGUAUCUGGGUGGUCGUAAUGAGCCGUGUCCUGAGCAGCCUCCUCCCAGGCGAGUGUGUGUGAGGCGAAUCUUGUCCCUGACUGAGCUGGACCCAGAUGUGUUGGACAGCAUGCACUCGCUGGGUUGUUUCCGAGACAGAGUCAAGCUCACACGUGAUUUGCAAUGUGAAGAAGAAAACCAGGAGAAGAUGAUCUAUUAUCUACUGCUGGACAGGAAAGAGCGCUACCCCAGUUAUGAGGAUGAGGACUUGCCUCCGCGCAAUGACGUAGACCCUCCUCGAAAGCGCGUUGACUCUCCUAUGCUGACGCGCCACGGCCGCUGCCGCCCAGAGAGGAAAAGCCUGGAGGUGCUGAGUGUUACCGAACAGGGGUCUCCUACCCCGCCUCGCAGGGCUCUGGACACAGCUGCACACAGCCAGAGGUCUCGCUCAGUCAGUGGAGCAUCAACUGGUCUCUCCUCCAGCCCUCUCAGCAGUCCCAGGUCCUAUCAGAGCCCCGUCUUCACUUUCAGCCAAUCUGACGUCACCUCUGCCACCGCUACCCCCCUCACAAAGGAGCCCAAACAGGGAAGCAUCACUACUCCUCGCUCAGCACGGGCUCAUGACAAGCCCAAAGCUCCCCCCAACCCAAAGACCCAGACUCUGCCCACCAAGGGACCUGCCGACCGACCCCAUCUACAGCCCAUCAAAUCCUUGCCUCUGCACAACCCAUCCUCCCGCUCACCCUCCCCUUCUCCGCUCCUGUCACCCAUCCCCCGUUUCUUCUUCCCCUCGUCCUCUGUCCUAAAGUCAGUGACUAAGAGCUUCUACCCAAACUCUGCCCACUCUGUGCCGCAGGUCACUCCCCAGGGCUCUCCGUUGCCCACACCCUUGGGUACCCCUGUCCACCACCCUCACCACCCCUCCUCCACCCCGCCCUCCUCUUCCUCAUCCUCGUCCUCGUCGCGGGCGGAGGGAGGGGGAGGGGUGGGCUCGCUGUCUCUGACCCCACCCUCCAGCCCAGGAGGGGGAAGCGGCAUGGCGGCCAGCAGCUCUGCCCACUGGAGGACUCGCCUCAAUUCUUUCAAGAACAACCUGCUAGGCUCACCCCGUUUCCAUCGUCGUAAACUGCAAGUUCCCACAUCAGAAGACAUGUCCAGUCUAACACCAGAAUCCAGCCCUGAGCUGGCUAAGAAAUCGUGGUUUGGGAACUUCAUUGGCUUGGAGAAAGAGGAGCAGAUCUUUGUGGUGAUCAGAGACAAACCUCUGAGUUCUGUCAAAGCCGACAUCGUCCACGCCUUCCUGUCUAUCCCAUCACUCAGUCACAGCGUCCUCUCCCAGACCAGCUUUCGGGCCGAGUACAAGUCCUCCGGCGGCCCCUCCGUCUUCCAGAAGCCCGUCAAAUUCCAGGUGGACAUUGCUUUCUCCGAGGGCGAGAGAGAGCGAGACAGGGAGAGGACCGAGAGGGAGGGCAGGAGGGAGACAGGAAUCUACAGCGUGACGUUCACCCUCAUAUCAGGUCCGAGUCGCAGGUUCAGACGAGUGGUGGAAACGAUUCAAGCUCAGCUUCUCAGUUCCCAUGAUCAACCCAUGGUGCAAGCCCUAUCUGAUCCCUUCCCAGAUGAGAAGAACGGCCGGCCCCAUGGGACCCCCACCCGCCAAAACUCGAGGCGCUCAGAGGGUGGGGGUGACAGGUGUGAGUGGGGCGACCGAGCAGAUGGUGGAGGCAUAGGAGGCAGCGGGGGAGUUCUGCAGCGCAGAGGCUCGGCGAAAGAGAGAACCCGACUGCUGUCCUCCAAUGGAACCCAAUCCCAACCGUAGGAUAGAAAGUGAGACCAUGCAGCAGGAUGCCUGAACUACACCGGAAAGAAGACAGUAUAACUUCAUCUCCAAGUAUCCCUGCAAGCCAUGAGCUACUCCUAUUCUUCCUUGACUACAUUAUUGAAGGUGCUCGACCAUAGCAAGGAUUGAGCCUUUUCCCCAUCAUACUUUUUUUUUCCAACUCGACAUUCUUUCAGUCUUUUGGAUCACCAAGGAUUCUUACCCUUAAAUGAGUGUUAAGGAAUCACCCUUUAAUGAAAAAAAUAAUUUGUGAAUGAGCAGUUUGGUAUCCAUUAUAGAUACAGCUUCACAGAUCAAACUAGGAAUUUUGAAGUGCUAAUGUGCAUGCCAGUUAGCAAAUCAGCCUGCUAAAGGAUGCUGAAAUGAUCAGAUAGGCUAGUCUACCAUAUCAUUGUAGUACAGUAUCUGACACCAAAAAGAAAUACCAGUCUUGUGAUGGUUCUCAAGAUUACUCUUAAAAUUAACUAGUACGCUCAUAUCAUUAUCAAGCAACAUGCAAUUGCCCAUCCAUACUGAAAGAAAUAUAGAUGUAUCUCGGCAGAUGAAAGCGUUAGCAACCUGCUACCACUUCAGUGAGUGGUGAUGAGCUGAACAAAAGGUCCUAAUUUUCUCAGGAGAAACUACAUCCUGGAAUUCCAGCAGUGUCUUCUCCUGAGGUAAAGAAAACCAACAAAGUAAGCUAAGUAAGUGAAUGUGAAAAAAUAUUUUUUUAUUUAUUUUAUUUAUGUUUACAUAUUUUUUUUGAGGAUGUCAGUAGCAGAGUGAUAGCAGUAAAGACAGUUACUGAAAACACUCUACAGUGUUGGAGAGGGGAAGCUGACCAGUUGCUUUUUAGCAGGCAUCUGUUUGAAGUUAAAUGUUUUGAUUCUUUUGUAUUUUCUUUUUACUCAGAGACAAUAUGACACAAUGCAUCUAAGAUUUUCGCAUUGGACCCCUGUUGCUCUGAAGAAAAGUAUUUUUGAUUUGAACAGAAAUAUGAACAUUACUAUAUGAAAAAAAAAAAACACUAUGCGUGAAUAGUUCCAUGAACCUCAUCACAGCUGUUUGUACCCAGAAUGAGAAGAGCAUUCCUGGCCUGUGGAUCAAACAGAAGCCACCUUUCUUGUUGAGCUUGUCUCCUAUUGCCAUCGUAUUCACCUACUGACUCAGAACAAAAUAAAAAAAACAAAAAAACACAAAGGAAAUUCAUCAAUGGACAUUUUCAUAAUGCCGGACUAAAAAGGCUUGCGAUGUCAAUUCCUUGUUGAACAGGCCUCCAAAUUUGGAAGCAAGCAAAGAGUCUCCUAACCCCUUGCUUCUCACUUCAGUGUUCACCAACAAGCCAAGUAGUCCAUCACUGCACCCACGCUCAUCCCUGAGAGUCGCACCAUUCUGCAAGCAGACGUAGCAUCUCGGACAGUCAUGUAUUACUCCAGCACUCUAUCAGACUAGUCGAUGUUCAUCACCAGUCUUCCAUACAGCACAAUAUGCAACAAAAGUGCAGAAUGUUUUCAGAGAGAUACAUGCUACAGUUCUGUUUAUUUUACUGGUAUUUUGUUUUUGUUUUUAUAUUUGUCCACUUAACUAUCCAUUUAUUUAUUUAUUUAUAUUUAUUUAUGUAUUUAUUUGGUCACGUGGUUGUUUGUGUAAUGUAUUCAUUUACAAUCUAGAUUUGCCAACAAAAAUAUAUCGAGCCAAUUCAAGAAACUUGUUCUAUUUCAUUUCUCAUUACCACUUUUUUAGCGCUUCGUUCCACACAAAAGAACGACUUUGAUAGCAGUACUGACAAGUUGCUGUCAUCUUACUUCUCUAAUGAUCUUUGUUUAUAUCUCACAUCUGUUUUAUCAUGCUUAUCUCUGGUAACUGGAAUGUGUGUGUGUGAUUCGGGUGGAUGAUGGGUGAGUGAGCUGAAAACUUUGCCGCAGAUGCAUUUUGAGCUGAUUACAUACGGAGAUUUCGACUGACCCAGGAAUAUGAAAUUAAUGACCAUAACCAAACCCUAACAGGCAUAUAAUUUCUCUCACACACAUUGAAUGCUUGCUAAUUGGCCUCAUCGCUUGCUUUUAUGCCUUCCCCCUUUGACCUGUCUGUCUGCCUCCUCACCUGUUGCGUAGCCAUUAUCACAAGAGAAACUGUACAAAGUUGUUUGCCUCACUGUCCGUACACACUCUUUGAUUGCUCACCAUCACCAGUUUCAUCUUUCUCAUCACCACAUCACCUUCACUUUCAUUGACCCAAUUCUGGCUAAGAUUGUAAACUAUUCUCCAUUCAUAAGGGUCAGUAGAAUAAGGUGUUUAAAAAAAGAAAUGUCUGUAUCAUAAUUUAAAUAUAAAAGUGCACUAUUAUAACUAUUGCCUGUGAUAAAAAGAACAAUUAUGAUUGAAGUGAUGGUCAAAAUAAAGAGAGAUCCACCUUAUUGUUAUGGUUACAAUAAUAAACCCUAAAUUCA
Molecule: messenger RNA, 6470 nt
Organism: Siniperca chuatsi (mandarin fish)
Lineage: Eukaryota; Metazoa; Chordata; Actinopteri; Centrarchiformes; Sinipercidae
Gene: brsk1a
Product: BR serine/threonine kinase 1a
Exons: 19
Coding region: 1424-4021 (865 amino acids)
Biological process (GO): protein phosphorylation; microtubule cytoskeleton organization; intracellular signal transduction
Cellular component (GO): cytoplasm
Molecular function (GO): protein serine/threonine kinase activity; tau-protein kinase activity; ATP binding
Source: RefSeq, a predicted model, not a curated record